Messenger RNA from Microplitis mediator, 8908 nucleotides. Its product is annotated as zinc finger protein 182-like. The transcript has 5 exons. Lineage: Eukaryota; Metazoa; Arthropoda; Insecta; Hymenoptera; Braconidae. Gene Ontology annotation, cellular component: nucleus. The record is from RefSeq and is a predicted model, not a curated record. Gene Ontology annotation, molecular function: zinc ion binding. Bases 266 to 3121 code for a protein of 951 amino acids.
AUUUUUAAAUCCAAUAUAUUUAAAUAUUUUGAUUAUGUUAUUUAUUUAACAAUAUAAAUAUUUUUUUUUUAAUUUAAAACCGAAAACUAAAAGACUAGUAAUUAAAUUUUUUUUUUUUAGUCAACAAAUGAUAAAUUUAUAUUGUGAUUAAAUAUAAACAUAAUUUUUUUACUUUUAUUAUUUUUAUUUAUUUAAUUAUAAAUUCACUAUAAAUUCAAUAUAAUAUUAAUUCACUGUAAUAAUAAUAAUUAUUAUUAUUAUAAAAAUGAUGAAAGUUGUUUGCGCAGCAAGUACAUGUAAAUAUUCAUCUAAAAAUGAAGAUUCAAGUGACAUUAUUUUUAUCAGCUUUCCUAACAAUGAAAUGUCUACAGUUUGGGCACACAAUUGUGGGCGACAAGAUUUAUUAAUUAAAUCAAAUGAAGAAUUGCAUAAUAAUUAUUACAUAUGCUCAGAUCAUAUUGAAGAUCGAUACUUCAUAAGUAAAACAAAUAAUAUAAUAUUAACAGAAGCUGCUGUACCAACGUUAUUUCACCAUCAAUUAUCAAUAAACAAUGAAUCGCCAUCAGAACCACACUAUCAUGAAUUGAAACAAUAUACACCAGCAACUGAUAAUAUUAUAAACGCAAUGCAAUUAAAUAAUUGUAUUAACGAUGUCAAUGACUGUCCAUCAAAUAAUUAUGAAGACACAGCAACAUCAAAUUAUGAAAAUACAAUUUAUAGUGCUGAUUUACAUGCAUCAAACAGUAAUAUUAGUAAUCAUAUUAAUGAAAUAAAUAGUAAUGUUACUUCUAUUGAUAGUGGUGAUGGAAAUUUAAAUAAUUAUUGCAAUAUAAAUAUUAAUAUAGAACAAUUUGAUGAUGAUGAUAAUAAUGGUAGUGAGGAUAUUUCAGUAAGAUAUAAUAGUUUAUGCAGAUUAUGCGGCCAAUCAAACGGCAAUGGUAUCGAUAUAUUUUCUGACAAUCAAACAAACUUUAAAAUAAUUGAUAAAAUAAAUUUACAUUUGCCAAUAGCUGUUGAUUCAAAUGAUUCAAUGCCGCAAAAAAUUUGCUCUGACUGCUAUGAUAAAUUAGAAAUUUCUCAUUCUUUAGUUAUUACAUGCUUGCAAACUGAUAUUAGGUUGAGAAAAUAUUUUAAUCUUCCAACUAAGUAUAAUAAUGAAGAUAGAUAUCGCGAAUUAAUUUCAUUAAAUGAAAUAGAAAUAAAUAAUGAAAUAUGCAUGGAUACUUCAACAGUUGAUGAGUUAGAAGUAGUAACCGAAAAAGAUAAAUCUAGCAAUAUAGAUGUAGCUGAACUAAAUAAUCAAGUGACAGAAAGUAAUCCAGUAAUACAAACUAAUCAAACAGUUAUACAAUGUCCAAAUAAUACAUCAACAAAAUUAGAUGAUCGUUUUAAAUAUGUACUACAGUCAGAUUUAAAUAAUUUAUUAUUAGAACCAUUAGCAUCACUUGACUCUACAAAUAUUACGAAUAAUACAUCAGAAAAUUUAAUUGUGGAAAAUACUGUUGAUAAUUUAAUAAUAGAUAACAAUCAACAGUCACAAGAACAGAUAAAUUGUUUAAAUAAUGCCAAUAAUAAGUAUGAAGAUAAAUGUGAACAAGGUGCAUUAACAGAAACGAGUAGCCAUCAAGAUAUUGUGGAUCCAAUAACGGAGAAUAUAUUUAAUAGUGAUCAAACAUUUGAUGAUACUGAUGUACUAUACAAUGAUCAACGUGGUUACCCCGCAUUUAGGUGCAAAAAGUGUAAGGAUUUAUUUAGUAAAGAAGAAGAUUUAUUAAUACAUGACUUAUAUCAUACAAGAACAACUUUUCCAGAUCAAGAACGUAAAUGUGGACACUGUUCAUUGUCAUUUUUCAAUCGUAAAGAUUUACAAAAUCAUAUAUCUGAUAAACACAGUGGAUUGCAAAUGCUAUUUAAAUGCGGUAUUUGUGAUAAAAUAUAUGAAAAAUGGUCAAGCUUAGAUGUACAUGAGGCUACACAUCGUCAAGAUAAACCUUAUCUAUGUGAUCUUUGUGGUAAAAGUUUUAAACAUUCAAAUAAUUUGAGAGGACAUAAACGUACACAUUUAGAUGUAACUAAGAAAAAGAGGCAUAAUUGUGAAGUAUGUGGCAAUGCUUUCAGAUCAAGAUUUCAUUUGAAAGAACAUAUGAAUCAACAUAAUGGCGAUAAACCAUAUAAAUGUGAACAAUGUGAAAAAGCAUUUUCUAAAAGAAUUCAAUUACGACAACAUCGACUUUCGCAUGGUUUGAAUAAACACACUUGUCCUAUUUGCGGUGUAUCAUUCAAUCGCAGGGGUAAUAUGAAUACGCAUAUGAAAAGACAUAAUAAAGAUGACGGGAUGUAUACUUGUAGUGUAUGUGAAUGCAGAUUUAAAUCAAUGAGUGAAUUAAAAUUACAUCGUAAAGAGCACACUGAUAAUGAUAUACUUGAAAGUAUUAAAAAAAAAUGUAAUGAUAAAGAAAUAUUUCAAUGUAAAAUAUGUUCACGUGCAUUUCCUAAACGUGCUGCAUUAUUAAAUCAUGAGCGUACACACAAUGGUACACAGCUAAGAGUUGAAUGUGAUAUUUGUGGUAAAAAAUUAGCUAACAAAAGUUCAUUAAAAUAUCACACUAAAUCAAUACAUACAACGGAAAGACCACACAUGUGUCAAUUUUGUGGCGAAGCAUUUGUUACCAAAGAAGCGCGACUUAUUCACGAAAGAAUUCACACUGGUGAACGUCCGUAUGCAUGUAAAAUAUGUAAUAUGCAAUAUAGAUGCUCGAGUAAUCUUAGUCAGCAUAUGAAAGUUCAUUCUGAAGUACGACCUUAUACAUGUCAACAUUGUAAUAAAAGUUUUACACGUAAAGGUGCAUUAACUAUUCAUGAACGUACUCAUAGUGGUAUUAAACCAUUUACUUGUACUAUUUGUGAUAAAAUAUUCUCACAAAAAUAUGAAUUAAUUAAACAUAUUAAAGUACAUGAAAUAAAAACACUUAAUUGUGAAUAUUGCAAUGAAAUAUUUUCUUCAAAGACUGAUAUAUCUAAACACUUUGAUAGUGUUCAUAGAUUUUAUUCCAAUGAUUCUUUAAUUAAUGAUAAAAACAUUUUACUUACGAACAAUUUACAAAUAUACUCCUUAGAUUAGAUAUUGAUACUUGUGGUAAUAAAUUUCUGUACUACGGCAGUUAAUUUAUGUCUUUAUAUCACGCACUGUAAAAAAUUUUUGGACUCGGUGUGAAAAUUACACCAAAUAUCGCGUUAAAUUUAAGUGGUGUGGAUUAAAAAUUCUUACACCGUCAAGCGUGUAAAUGUGUAAUUCAUAAUAAUUUUGAGAUAAGAAAAAUAAUCAUAAAAAUAUUGAAAUGUUUAAAAUGCUAUUUAACGCGGAAUGUUGUAAAAAAAAUUAGUUUUACAGUUAAGGUAAGUGACCCCUCUAUCGGCCAGUUAAGCGUAUUUUUUUUUUCGAAUUAAGAAUUAAAAUUAAAAAAAAUAAUUCAUGUAUAAAACAGUGAUAGAACCUUGAAGCCUAUAUAUUUAACUUCAAAUUAAAAAAAAAUAUAUGUAAAAAUAUUAAUUAGAAAUUAAAUAAUAAAUGCAAAUAACUUCAAUUCCUGAUGUCCCCUCUAUCGGCUUAGCUGCCCCCUCUAUCGGCCUCCUUUUAGAUAACAUUUUAACUGAUCGGAUGUAUAUAAUUUAUUUACGUCUAUUCUAAAUAUUUAUAUUUAUUUUGAAAUUUAACUUAAUCAAUUUGUUUAUUUAUUUCGACAUUAACAAAUUAAAUUGACUAUUUUGCGUAUAAAUGCUGAUAACCUCAAAAAAAAUAAAACUAAGGUGGCCGAUAAUGCACACAGAGGUAAUUUUCUUGUAUCUAUAUUCGGCCACCCUAUUUUUAAUAUAAAUUAGGCAAAAAUCAUUAAAUUUUUGAUUCCUAAAAUUACUAUGAAACAAGUUAAUAAGAUAACAAAAAAAAUCGGACUUUUAUUGUAAUUUUGAAUUAGUAAUCGGUUAUUGAAAAAACAAGAAUACUUAACCUACCUGAUAAGAAAUCACCAGAAAUCGCAUCUAACGCACUACUAUUUUUUUUUAUAAUUAUAAAAUGAAUUUUUACAAUAAUCAAAGUAUGUUUAAUCUAAACUAGAUUAAUUUCACUUUUUUUUAAAAAACUAUUUACGCAUGAAUACGUACUUAUUGUGGAAAUAUAUCGAUUUUUCGACUAAGUGGCCGAUAAAGGGGGCCUGGCCGAUAGAGGGGUCACUUACCUUAUUUCACAUCACACGGCCUCGUGAAGUUCUCAGGGGCCAUUGUUACACCAAAAUUUUAUACAGUACAUGGUUGCGACCGAUUUUCAGCAUUGCAACAAACCUAAGACUAGGACACAAGACUUAGGCAUUCAAGCUCAAUACUUUUGUAUUGAAUCUAAUACUGAAUUAAAUUGAAUACUUUUACAAACUUUAAGCUAUACGUCAAAAAAAGUUUUAUUUAAAAUAAUAAUUUUAUCUGUUAUAAAAACAAAAAAAGUAUUCAUUUAUUUACUUGAAAUAAUUUAAAUUCACUGAUACAGACAAUCAGUAUUAAUGAUUAUAAUUGAAUUUAUAAACUGGUACGUAAUUUUCAUAGAAAAUUAUAUCGUACCAUUUCGUUUACGACAGAAUUAUUAUUCAACUAUUUAAAAUAAAAAUAAAUGAGUAAACAAAUGUCGUAGCUGAAAAAAAUUAAAUUUCAGGUGAGACGAUAAAAAUUAUUCGCUAUUGUUCAUUGCUUUCCUGCCAUGCUAAAUACAGAAGUAAUAAUUUAACAUUAGGUGGGUAAUAUUUAAUGAUUUAUUUUAAAUAAUUUUAUUUCAAAAGGUUUGAGCUAAAUGGUAAUGCCAGUCCCCUUCAUUAUUAAUUAUUUUAUAGAGACAGUCAAAAAUUCCAAUAAUAUAAAUAUUAUUCAAAAUUCUUACAUUUCAGUCGCCCAUAAAAACGAAAUAUUAUUUCAAUUUUUAGCCCAAGUAAAAUCAACUUUCAGUAUGAAAACAAAUAAAUUUUUAAAUUAAAUCAUUACUAGGGUGCCUGAGCCAAUAAAUGAACGCUUAACUUGUGAAUAUACAGUCUAUUUUUCAAUCUUUUGAUAUAGAAGGAUUCAAUAAAAUUAGAAUUUAAAUUCUAAAAGUAAUCAAUCAAACAGUUAUUAUAUUUUUUUCGCGAAAAAUCUUAAUGUGUAAGUAAAAGUUAAAUAAAGUUCAUUUACUGGCUGUGUUCAUUCACGGGAGCUCACCCUGAAUUAGAAAUUGCCAUUAAGUAUUUUUUUAAAGAAGCUCAAUUGAUUCUUUUUUUUUAUAUUAAAAUUGAGUUAAUCAAACAAAGUUUUGAAUUAAUCUUAUAUAAACUAAGUAAAUAAACCGAAAAAAAAUAGCUAACUCUCUAAACGCAACACUUAUUCUAAAUGUAAAAUAAAUAAGUAGACUUACGCUAAUAAUACUGUGAUCUAUACUUUUUAUACAAAAAUAUAUCAAUACUCAUAAUCGGUAUUGAUAAUGUGACUAUUGAAUAAUCACUUCAAACCACUGUUGUCAUUAGUCAAUAUUAUAUAAUAGACUUAUUUAUUAACUUAUUUCUACACUGUAAAAAACCGAGGGUAAAUUCGGAGUGAUUGCAAAUUUUAUUUAAACCUGCAUCCGCUCUUUUAAUAUUAAAAUAAACUCCCCUUCAGAGUGAGUUUUACUCCAAGGGAAUUAAAUGCAUACAUUUAGUCAUCCGCUCCGAAUUUACCCCGGAUUUAAUUCGCAAAUUUUACAGUGUAAGUAUUAGUAUUAUUAGAAAAAAAAAUUAAGGUCCAAAUACACUAGAAAUAAUUAAAACUUCUGUCGAUUGACUAUCGGUCCAUCUUUGCCUUCUAUCUAAUGUACAAUCAUCUAAUCUAGAAUCUUUUUUAUAUACAUAUACUUUUACAUAAUUAACUCAACAUAUAUUUAUUAUAAAAUUAUAUACACUUUAAAGAUGUUAUAUUACACUUCUAAAUUAGUUUUAUUACAAAUAUAGUGAGCAGAUAAAAGCUAUACAAAGUAAAUACUUUUUUGACUAAAUAAUUUAUUUUUAAUAAUUUUUUAAAUUUAUAAAAUACAUUUUAGUUGCGAUAAAGGGAAAUUUAAUUCUUUAAUAAACAAACAUUCUUUUGUUAAAAGUAUUUUUAUCGCUCACUAUAGUGAUAUAAAAAUAGCAAUAUAUGUGUAGUGAUUAAUUAGUCUUAAGUAGAUGGAUUAUAAAAAAAAUUGAGUGCCUCUCAUAACUUUUUAUUAACUAGUUUAGGAUGCAUAAACUCAAAAUUAUUGUUAAUGUUAGUUGUUUAAAAAAAACAAAAUGGCCCUAAUACUCUUUCAUUCGUUUACUUAUACACAGAAAAAAAAGUUAUCUUGAGUCAAGAAAUUAUUUUGGAAGACAAACGUUUUUGGUAACCAAGUCAAGAUUUUCUGAAGCCAAAAGAAACUGUCUCGAUCAGACAUCUCUACUUUAUUCGAGAAAAUUGAAGUUUUCAAAACAACUUUCUUGAAUUAAGAAUAUUUACUUUCAGUCAAAACUUUUUUUCUGUAUAUAUAUAUAUUAGACCGUGCCAAAUAAAAUCGAUAUUUGUUGUUUCGGACCCAUGGGUGGACGGUUAGAUUUAUCAAAAAAUUAUAAAAGAUUGUUUUUGUAGAGCGUUCGAAUCUCAAUGAUAUGUUACUUUGUUUCCAUUUAUUGAUCCGGUAACGAGUUAUAAAUUUUCAAAGUUAAAAAAAUUUUUCCCUAUUGUUAUUUAAAUGGGAAAUCUCAUUUAAGUGAAUGCGCGUUUUGUAAUAGAAUUGGAGGGCACAAUCUGGUACCCACUUUUUUUAUUUUACAUAACGUAAUUUUCGUAUCGGAUCGAAAAACAAAAUAUCGAUUGUAUUUGUCACGGUCUCAUAUAUAUAUGUAUAACUAUAAAAUUGUCAAUGCAAAUGUGCCAUUAUAUAAAUAUAAGAUAUUAAAUAAAAAAAAUAGUGCGUAUAUAAAACAAAAAUAGUAACAAUUAUUUACAAAAAAAAUAAAAAGCAAAAAAAAAAUAAUAGUAGCGGAUUAAAUUUUGUAAUCGAUUAUUUUAACAAUGUGGUAACGAUGGAAAUGAUUACGUAGUUUGUUGAAUAUAAUUAACUCAUAACAUAAAUAUGUAUGUGUAUCAGAUAUAAGUUAGAAAAAAAAGUCCAAACGUAAUAAUUCUAACGGCCAAAGAAAACGGUAAAAAAUAAUAUACUGUCAGCUAUUUUACUUUAUUUAAUACUCAAUUAUUUUUCUAUAAAACAAAUAUACUGUAGUUUAUGAAUUGUUACUUUAAAAUUUAAUCAAAGAUUUUAAACAAAUCUAGUAUUUUUUUUUACAUCAAAACUAUAUCAAGUAUAAAAAUAAGUCCAUGCUUACACUUGAAGCAAAAGAACGGAGUAAAGGUUACGAUGCUAAUUUCGUACCGGAACUUUUUUUAGUAUAUUAAAAUCUUAUACAUGUUUUAUUUAUUAGAGAAACUAUAAAUGAAUUUAUAAAAUAUUCGGUUUAUUAAUUAAUGAGAUAAAUAAGUUAACAAGUAGGAAAAUAUAGUUGUAUUACACUAUAGAAUUUGAUAACGUCAUUAAAAGGAGUGAUAAUUUUAAUAUUAUUAAUCCAUCCGAUGGUCGCUAAUAAUUUUUAAUGCAAUAUUUUAUAUUAAGAUAAUGCUGUUAGUUUUAGAAUUACCGUUCAGAAUUUAAUUAAAUUUGAUAUAUAUAUAUAUAUAGUAGAUAAUGAUGAGAAAAAAGUCUGAUUAAAAUUUUGAAGAGCUACAUGAGUACGCCCAGGUUUCAUCAAAUUUAUUUUUUCUCUGCAUCUCUUCGAAAAUUUAAAAGGAUUUUUUUCUUAUCAUUUCCUGCUAAUAUGUUAAAUUUCAUUGGAUUCUGAACGGUAAUUCUAGAACCGAGAGUAAUACCUGGAACACAUGGUCUAUGAAAAUAAAUAUUUUAGCAAUAACACACCCUGUUCGUUAAAUAUUACAGUCGAACUCCAUUAACUCGGCCAGUUAGUCUACGGAGAAACGGCAAUUUCUUGGGAUUUCCGAGUUAACGGAUGCCCCUUCUCCCGUAAAAAGUAAACUAUACGCAUGCGCUCUUACAUUUACAUGAAUCAUGCACAUAUAAAUAUACGCAAACACGUAUAUACGGAUAGCAUGGGGUGGGAGAAAGCUUAGCUUGUAGUGGGGGUCAAGAUUGAGGGGUAGUUCCGAGAUAAUGGAAUUCGAGUUAAUCGAGAUUGACUGAAUUUAAUUUAAAACGGUUUAAAAUAGAUUAUUUUAUGAUAAUUAACAUCAUUAAUAAUAAAAAAAUGACGCCAAUAAUUUUUAAUAUAUGUUUUAUAAUAAUUAUCAUUUUGAUUUAAUACCAAAAUAAUCAUGAAAUCAAAGAUUACUUUAUUUAUUGUGACUUAAUAACAAUAACGUGGUAAUUAAACAGUAAAUCAACUGACAAAUACUCAUAUAAAUUAUUAAUUAAUAAUCAACUUUUAUAGCUGGGUUAGUAGAAAAUGCGAUUCGGGUAUCUUCGGUUUUUUAGGAAAAUGUUAAGAUUUUAUGUUAUAGCAAGUUCGGCUCAUUGUUUAGAGUACAUAUAUUUCCAUGCAUUAAAUUAUAUCAGGGCAAAGUUCAAAGAAGAAAAACAAAGACGCAAAUGUAAGGAAAAUGAAUGUACUCAGAGCUGCUCAGAGCAACGAGUCGAACCUGCCAUUUCUUCAUGAUAAUCCGAAUCGCAAUCUAUCUCUAAUUUAACUCUAUUUGAAAAUUAAUUUUCAUUUAUUUAUUGUAUUAAGUUAAAUUAUGUUGCUCUACCACGUAAACUAUUAUGUAUUUAUUUGAAUGAUUUUGUUGAAAAUUAUAUUUUGUUAAUGACAUUUAUAAAUAAAUAAAUUUUAAGUUUUUA